AUGGUCCAAGUCGCAAAGGCACUCGCUGGCACGAGUGCCGCACUGUCGCCACGGGCACUCCUCAAGCUGCACGCACAAGUGCAGGCGAUGGUGCGCUGUCUCGAUUGUCCUGGAGGGCCCUGGGACGUCGGCGUUCUGCUCACGACGGACAAUCACGUCCAGAAGCUCAAUCGCAAGUUUCGCCAGCAGGACAACCCAACUGACAUUCUGUCCUUCCCAUUCCACAAAAUUCGAACUCCUGGACGAUUCCCGCGCGUCCAGAGCCCAGACGAACGCUAUCUCGGCGACAUUUACAUCAGUCCGGCGUACGUCACACGCCAGUGCAGCGACGCGCAGCUCCAGGAGGUCACGACGCUGGCAGACCGACUGCCUGUGCUGGUGGCACACGGUCUUUGUCACUUGAUGGGAUACGACCACGAACGCGACGACGACUACGAGCAGAUGCAAAAGGCCGAGACCUAUCUCCUUCGCCACUACCCACAGUUCCUUCCACGUGCAUUUGCGCCUGCACCUCCAGCUACAGCUCCAGACGUGAUAUAG
Hyaloperonospora brassicae is the source of this 540-nucleotide messenger RNA. The record is from the annotation of a GenBank genome assembly. NCBI's taxonomy places the organism in Eukaryota, Oomycota, Peronosporomycetes, Peronosporales, Peronosporaceae.